AUGGCGUUGAAUGACCUUCGUAAAGACGACACUCUGGGCCUUCAUAUCGAAACGCUCGAUCACCCACUGAAAUCAGACACAUCCCAAGAUGUACCCAUCGAGAACAGGGACUUGAAAGAUCGACGCCUUGUGCGGAGGAUUGACGUUCGGAUGAUGCCCUUGAUGAUGCUACUCUAUAAGUUCAUCCAGAUUUUUCAUAGCGGAGCUCUCACUGACAUGAUCGCGACAGCCCGUCUAGGAAACUUUGAAAAUGACAUCGGUCUGGUUGGAACCCAGUACAAUACCAUUAUCAGUGUCUUCUUCGUUGGAUACAUCCUCACACAGGUUCCCACAAACAUGAUUCUCAACAAGAUGAGACCCAGCAUCUUUCUUCCAGUCGUCAUGUGCUGUUGGGCUGUGGUCAGUGCCUCCACCGGCGCUGUUCAAAACUACAAGGGAGCUGUAGUUCUCCGAUUUCUCCUGGGCUUUGUUGAGGCACCCUUCUUCCCUGGUGCCUUGUACCUCUUCAGCUCGUGGUAUACGAAGAAGGAGCUGGCCGUCCGUAUCUCGGUACUUUAUGCUGCAGGACAGAUGGCAGGUGCUUUCGGUGGCCUUCUGGGCAGCGCCAUCAUGGGAGGCAUGAAUGGAAAGCUGGGCCUCGCAGAUUGGAGAUGGCUUUUCAUCAUUGAGGGCACAAUCCCAAUUCCGGUCGCCAUCGUUACGUAUCUCACACUUCCGGACUAUCCAGCGACUACCAAAUGGCUCACCGAUGAGGAGAGAAAGCUUGCUAUCCUUCGAAUCACCGAAGAAGCAGUCGAAGAAGAUAAUCGAGAAGAAGCAUCAGCGCUGCAAGGUCUGAAGAUGACGUUUACGGAUCCAGCACUCUACAUGAUCUGGCUCAUGCAACUUGGACUCAACACUGCGGCUGCUUUUACCAACUUCUUUCCCACCAUUGUAGCAACACUCGGUUACAACCAAAGAAAUACAUUGCUUCUCUCUGCUCCGCCAUACGUGUUCGCAGCGAUAUUGGGCAUCACAAACUCUUGGCACAGCGACAAGCAUCGUGAGAGAUGGCUGCACAUCGUGUGGCCGCAGGUCUUUUGCAGCGUCGGCUUCAUCAUCUCGGCAACUACUCUCAACGUUGCAGCCCGAUACACGGCGACAUUCAUGAUGAUGAGUGUAUAUGGCUCGUUCGGAUGUAUCUUGUCAUGGGUCUCGACCACACUUCCUCGGCCGGCGACUAAACGAGCUGUAUCAUACGCUGUCGUGAACGCCGGAUCUAACCUGGCUUCUAUUUACGCAAGCUACUUUUACCCAAAGUCCCAUGGCCCGCAGUAUUGGCAGGCAAACAUCAUUAAUGUGGCCUUCUCUGGAAUGUGCAUUCUUCUGGCCACUUCGCUGCACUUCUACCUUCGUUGGCGUAACCGUAAGCUUCGCGUUGCCGGGGACAAGGAUCUUCAGAACGAAGGCACACGCUUGGGAUCACGGUCGACUAAGUUGGGUGAAAAAUGGCAGUGCCACCCUGCCUAUCAGUAUACUUUGUAG
Molecule: messenger RNA, 1524 nt
Organism: Colletotrichum abscissum
Lineage: Eukaryota; Fungi; Ascomycota; Sordariomycetes; Glomerellales; Glomerellaceae
Exons: 5
Coding region: 1-1524 (507 amino acids)
Biological process (GO): transmembrane transport
Cellular component (GO): membrane
Molecular function (GO): transmembrane transporter activity
Source: RefSeq, a predicted model, not a curated record